This is a messenger RNA of Engraulis encrasicolus (European anchovy), 2779 nucleotides long. RefSeq names its product protocadherin gamma-A11-like. The record is from RefSeq and is a predicted model, not a curated record. Gene Ontology annotation, biological process: homophilic cell-cell adhesion. The transcript is spliced from 2 exons. NCBI's taxonomy places the organism in Eukaryota, Metazoa, Chordata, Actinopteri, Clupeiformes, Engraulidae. Bases 350 to 2779 code for a protein of 809 amino acids. Gene Ontology annotation, cellular component: plasma membrane. Gene Ontology annotation, molecular function: calcium ion binding.
GCCGGUGUGAGUUCGUACGACAUGACACAGUGCUUUUUACUCUUACGCGAUGGAUAUUUUGCGUGUAGUUUGGUCAGAUGGACUCAGAGUGACGCUGUUGGUCAGGCUAAAGAUGUGGUACCUCCCCUACUGCAUUUAGUGUCUCGUGGCGAGAAAAAGGCACAUUCAUUCACAGUCGACUCUGCAGACAACAGAGCAAAGGAGAUGGUUUAUUUUUUGUCUAAUUUUCGAGGAAAUUAUUAACAUUCGAACGUCGCAAAACUUGGAAUAAUAAUCGGGCAAUCACGAGGAUUAAUCUGACAAUCACACCGAUCUGUUCUUGGAUGUCUGCUUUUGUUGUUUCGGGGAAAUGUCGAGUGAAACAAUGGCACGGCAAGUACUCUGGUUUAUGUCGCUGUUGUCCUUUAGCUUAGUCCAUGCCCAGGUCAGCUACACAAUACCCGAAGAGAUGGCUAAAGGAUCUUUAGUCGGUAAUGUAGCGAUGGAUUUAGGGCUAGACGUGAAACGACUGGUAUCUGGCAAAGCUCGUAUUUUCACCGGAGAUGGCGUCGAAUAUAUUGAGCUGAUCAAAGAAAGAGGAGUCCUGCUUAUCAAAGACAGAAUAGACAGAGAGGCAUUAUGCGGGAAGACGACGCCCUGCGCUCUGCAUUUCCAAAUUAUUCUGGAAAACCCCAUUGAAUUCUUUCGGGUUACUAUUGAAAUCACUGAUAUUAAUGACAAUUCACCUGCUUUCAAAAAAGACGAACUUAAAUUUGAAAUUAGCGAAAUAGCCGCAGUUGGCUCGAAAUUUGUUCUGGAGAGGGCGGUUGACCCUGAUGUUGGAAUAAAUGAUCUCCAAAGCUAUACUCUUAAGCCAACCGAGCAUUUUGUUUUGAAAUUAAAUAGUCAGGCAGACGGAAGUAAAAAGGUAGAGAUGGUUUUGCAAAAACCUCUAGAUCGGGAGAAGCAAGACAUUUUGCCUUUGCUAUUAACGGCUCUAGAUGGCGGCGAUCCGCAAUUGUCAGGCACUGUGCAAAUUCACGUGACGGUGCUGGACGCAAACGACAACAGCCCUGUAUUCACCCAAACUGUAUAUAAAUCCAGCGUAAUAGAGAAUUCACAGAAGGGGACCAUAUUAGCAGUUGUAACAGCCGUGGAUGGGGACAGCGGUGUAAAUGGCUUAGUAACCUAUUCUAUUUCAUGUAGCACAGAGGGGGUGCUUGAGCUGUUUAGUGUCAACGAGCAGACCGGUGAGAUCAGUUUAGUUGGAGGGCUGGACUAUGAAAAAGCAAGACAUUACGAAAUUGACGUGGAAGCAAAAGACCGCGGUGGGCUUUCAGAUUCUAGCAAACUCAUUAUUGAUGUAUUAGAUGUGAAUGAUAACAAGCCAGUAAUUAAUGUCAUGUCGACAUCUAAGUCGGUGGCAGAAAAUUCAUCACCAGGCACCGUGAUUGCGAUAAUGAGUGUACAGGACCCGGAUUCGGAAAGAAAUGGUCAGGUGCAGUGCAGUAUUGAUGACGACAUCCCCUUUACAAUUAAAUCGACUUCGAAUGGAUUUUAUAGUGUCGUCACUGAGAGUGAUUUGGAUCGAGAGACACAGGUUAACAUAACUGUUGUGUGCUCGGACAGCGGAGAUCCACCUCUCUCGAACAGCCUCUCUCUCUCCUUACACGUAUCAGACGUAAAUGAUAACGCACCUGUAUUUGAAAAGAGCGUAUAUGAAGCUUUUGUCAUGGAAAACAAUUCUCCUGGCCUGUCGGUGUUCACAGUGAGAGCGACAGACGCAGACUGGAAACAGAAUGCAAGAAUAUCUUACAUUUUGGAGGAGUCCUCAAUACAUGGCGUACAAGUGUCGUCAUAUGUAUCAGUCAAUGCAGAGAGCGGUGUCAUUCAUGCCGUUCGCUCUCUUGAUUAUGAGCAGAUUAAACACUUUGCAUUUCGCAUAAAAGCUCAGGACGGAGGCUCACCUCCUCUGAGUAGUAAUGUUACUGUUAAAGUAGUGGUGCAGGAUCAAAACGACAAUGCGCCGCAGGUAUUGUACCCAGUACAGACCGGCAGCUCUGCCAUCGCUGAAAUGGUGCCUCGUUCAGCAGACAUAGGCUAUCUUGUCACUAAAGUCGUCGCUGUGGAUGUGGACUCUGGUCAAAACGCCUGGCUAUCCUAUAAGCUUUUAAAGUCACCAGAAAGAGCUUUGUUUGAGAUAGGUGCGCAAAACGGAGAAAUCAGGACCAUUCGGCAAGUGACUGAUAAAGACGUUUUGAAGCAAAAGCUCACAGUUGUUGUGGAGGAUAACGGACAGCCGUCGCGCUCAGCAACCGUGAGUGUGAACGUUGCAGUGGCAGACAGCUUCCCUGAAGCACUAUCGGAAUUCACUGACUUUACGCACGACAAGGAGUACAAUGACAACUUGACAUUUUACCUAGUUUUAGCCCUGGCUGUUGUCUCCUUCCUAUUCAUCGUGUCCAUCAUAGCCAUACUGUCCGUGAAAUGCUACAGAUGGAAACGUGAGAGGAUGUGUUAUAAGUCAAAUGGACAGCUUCCGGUCAUUCCAUAUUACCCACCACUUUACGCGGACGCAGGUGGCACGGGGACAAUGCAGCGCGUUUACAAUUACGAGCUCUACAGAACAACUGAUUCGAGAAAAAGUGAUGUGAAGUACGGAGGCCCUUGUGGUCAGAGCAUUUUGAGUCUGGACACGAGUGGGUCUCAAACGCUUCCUCACAUGCAGAGAGACAGAAUGAGCUGUGAGGACUUAGAGGACCAGGUGAGCAUCAACUUUGUCCUUUGCUGUGUGUUUUAG